This is a messenger RNA of Racocetra fulgida, 1242 nucleotides long. The record is from the annotation of a GenBank genome assembly. Lineage: Eukaryota; Fungi; Glomeromycota; Glomeromycetes; Diversisporales; Gigasporaceae.
GACAAAGAUAACACAGUGAUAGUCUUGAAAGUCGAAAAGACAGGAGAGAUUCUUGGAGGAUAUAAUCCCUUAAACUGGGAAAGAAUUAGAGGGAGAAAAUAUAAAAAAACUGAUGCUAGUUUUAUUUUUUCUUUAAAAAUAAAUGAAAAAUCCAGUUCUAAACUUAGUAGAGUUAAAAAUGAAGACGUUGCAAUUUGCUGUAUGGAAGACUUUAGACCAUCUUUUGGCUAUUUUGAUCUAUAUAUGUCUAGCAAAGAUGAAAAGGUUUGGGGAUGUUCUAAAGCAAAUUACGAAAAAGAAAUCAAAAUAGCAGGCGAAUUUCUAAUAGAAGAUUACGAAGUGUUCCAACUUUCAUAUAAUAAAGAUAUAAGAUUAUUAACUGAUCCAACCAAUUUUUCGGCCAAAUCCGAUAUAAGAUUAUUAACUGAUCCAGCCAAUUUUUCGGCCAAAUCCAAAUCAGAAAAGAAACAUAACGUCGUUUAUAACAAUAAAGAUAUAAGUUUAUUAACUAAUUCAGCCAAUUUUUUGGCCAAAUCCAAGUCAGAAGAGAAACAUAAUUUAAUUUAUGACAAUAUUUUUGACAUUCUUAAUUGCAUUGAGUUAUUAGAACCUUGUAUUACCAUAAAAAGUAAGAGUAAUUCAGGAUAUAAAAAUUGUGCAGACUAUCUGACGAUAACCUCUGAUUCUAAUUUUAUGUCAGUGCGUGUAGCAGUAUCUCAAGGAAUAACAUCCACUGCGUGCGAUAAUAUCGAACGACUGCUUUCACUGCUGAACAAACAGAAGACCGCCAUUUACAAUUUACUGGACAAACAGCAUGUAUAUGCCGUGGGACCUGAUUUUCAGAAAGGCUACUCUGUGCCAUGCAUUGCCUGCUGGACUAUCGAGCCUAUCAGUAAAUCAAUAAUAAAACAGCUAUCAGCUUUGUUUGAUCAUGAAUUUGAAAUCAUAAUCCAUGUAAAUAGCAAUGUUGGCAAUCAAGAUAAAAUUUUAGAUAAACAUUUAAAUAGCAAUAAUGGAGAUGAUGGUGGCAGUAAAAUGAUUAAUCCGUUUAUUCAAGUUUCGUCUGUAGAAAUCAUCGACACUUAUCUUUGGGCCAAUAUUAGUACUGACGAACAUAGAUCUAAUAACGUUCUAGAAUUUAGCAUUGACUUAUUCAAUUGUGGGGUAGGUGAGAUGCUUAGUGAAAUUUGUCAGUUGUCUCACGGCUUUGUCGGUUACUAUCUUGAUUCUAUCAGAAUUGGG